This is a messenger RNA of Colletotrichum aenigma, 303 nucleotides long. It is a transcript of the gene SMT3-1, whose product is annotated as Ubiquitin-like protein SMT3. Gene Ontology annotation, biological process: protein sumoylation. Gene Ontology annotation, cellular component: septin ring; nucleus. Bases 1 to 303 code for a protein of 100 amino acids. The transcript is spliced from 2 exons. Gene Ontology annotation, molecular function: ubiquitin-like protein ligase binding; protein tag activity. NCBI's taxonomy places the organism in Eukaryota, Fungi, Ascomycota, Sordariomycetes, Glomerellales, Glomerellaceae. The record is from RefSeq and is a predicted model, not a curated record.
AUGUCUGGCGAACACGAGAACGGCUCCCCCGCCGCUGGCGGUCAAGAGGCCCCCCCCGCCGUCGAGCACCUGAACAUCAAGGUCACAGACAACAACAACGAAGUCUUCUUCAAGAUCAAGCGGUCAACCAAGCUGGAGAAGCUGAUGACUGCUUUUUGCGAGAGGCAGGGCAAGGCGAUCAGCUCUGUUCGUUUCUUGUUCGAGGGCCAGCGAGUGCAACCCACGGACACUCCGGACACGCUUGAGAUGGCAGACGGCGACACUCUUGAAGUUCACCAGGAACAGGUCGGUGGAUCCAACUAG